AAUUUUCUUAGCUCGAUUCAUUCAUGAUUGUUGACGGUUUUCCGGUGCGUACAGUCUGCCGAGUGGUUUUAAGCUUAGAAAUAAUAAUCAUGGUAUAAUAAUAACAAAUUUAGCUAAAGUGAUACGUCUCAAAACGACCGAGAAAACAAUGAGAAAGAUUUUUUCAUAACGAAGGUAAACGCACAAUAUGCUUUAGUGCCUUCUGACCUUGUUCGACAUAAUUACGAAAAUUAAGCUUUUCGUUUUGCGAUGUCCUAAGCCCGAGGGCAGAGCCAAAUACAGUAUUUCAGAAAGGUCAUACAACAUGUUUAGCCCAGUGCAAAUAAAGCAGGAAUAUACAGGAGUAGAGGACGCCAAUCAGAGUGGUAAUAAUGGUAUCCCAAGCAAUUCUGAUUAUCCAGUGUUUACCAAUCAGGAUGUGGAUUACAUGUGUCGUCAGCAAUUGCAAUUCUGGGGACAAGCUCAAUUGCAUCAGAAUCCAAUACCCAUAGAUUUACCCGCAAAGGGUGACUCAUUGGCUCGUCAAGAUCUAUCUCAGAUGGGUCAAACUAUGCCUCAGUUGGCAGUUUCUAGCUACCUUCAACAGCACAGCAUGCCGUUCCAAGUAUCACCGCAUCCUCAAGAAGCCAGUAAUGAAACUCAGACGACUCAACAAAAUCAAUCAAACAUUACUCAACAAGCUCAACAGAGUCAGCUUUCUCAAAUUAGUCAACAGCAGCCAAGCAUAAAUCAAUCGCUGCUAGGAAUUCCUUCCACUUCGCCAGUUAAACAUAAUGGUCCUGGACGGCCACCCAAGGCAUCAGGAGGGACUGGAAGUCUGAAAAAAUUGAAAUGCCAAUGCGAAGUUUGUUUCAAGGAGUUUGGCCACAAGAGCAAUUUGUUCAUUCACAUGAGGACUCAUAAUGGCGAAAGGCCAUACAAAUGCUCUCAGUGUGAAAAAUGCUUUACGCACAGCGGUAAUCUGGCUAUUCAUAUGAGAACACACUCAGGCGAAAGACCAUACGCGUGUCAAAUAUGCGGAAAAAUGUUUAGCCAUAGCGGCAAUCUCUCAACGCACUUACGCACUCAUUCUGGAGUUAAACCAUACAAGUGCAGCUACUGUGCAAAAGAAUUCCGACACAGUGGGAAUCUUUCCAUACAUGAAAGGAUACAUUCAGGCAUAAAACCGUUCCAAUGCAAAGUUUGUGGCAAGCAGUUUUAUCACAGCGGAAACUUGACUACCCACAUGAAGAAACAUCCUGGAAUAUUGAAUGCAAACUCUGAACAGUGCGAGAAUAGUAGUGAUAUAAUAGUGAGUUCAGUACGCAUCGUGAACAACAGCAACUCGGUCAAAAGUGAGUGUAACGAUGAAGCUUCGUUGGAUGAUCCGUCUGUUUUGAGAUCCCCUCCGAGUUAAUAGUUUCAAUGAAAAAUCUUCCAUCAAAACGUGAGAAAAUAUCCAAAGCAUUUAUGUACUGUCUCAACAUCGCUCGCUCUUCAAUUUAUGUGACACUAAAUCCUCACUGUGCUGCGCAAUACAGUUCUUAAUUUCACAUUUUAAAUAAAAUAAUGAACAAAGUCAUUUGUUCACGAAACUAUUUUACAAGCAUGUGUUAGUACUAGACAAGCAUACUAAUACUAAAAAUUAAAGCUCUCGUCGUAAAAUCAAAUUGGGUCAAGUAUUUUCCAUGAGAAAAUUUUUGUAAACACAGCAAACAAUUGUUGAUCUAAGAAUAACACCAGUACUUUGACUAUUCAUGACCAGCAAUGUAUACAAGAGUCCAUGGUAGCCACUGGUCAGGGAAAAUUGGAAAGUCACGAAAAAGUUGGAGAAUUCUUUAAUUAUUCAGAGAAUUUUAUGAUAGAUUAUUAUUUAGAACAAUAUUUUUCUCCAUACUCACUUCCACAACCGUUGAACAGACUAUAAACGUGUUUUAGAACACCCAUUGAAUCCGAGCUUUAUUUAAUGGAUACUCGACUUAGCAGUCUUAGUUUGAAUUUUAUUCAUGAAAAAAUUAUAAUUUAGUCAGGGAAAAGUUCGAGAAUUUUUUUGACUAUUUUUAGUGGCAACCAUGGAGACUGAUUAUAUUUUGCAUUGAUGACCAUCAGGACUUAAUUUCACAUAGUUAGUCUUUUUAUAACUCAACAGCGAGUGUAUUCUGAUAUUUAUCUUACAAUACACAUGGAUAUUAUUGUAAUAUCUACUCAUAAUGAAUUUAUCACAACUUACGAGUACUGUGAUGAUGCACCAUUGCAUCAGCAACUUCCACUUGACCUUUUGUUGUGUUCCAAUAAUUAAUGCAACAGGUUAUCAAGGGUGGUAAAAGCCAUACCUGUGUACUAUGUAAAUUUAUUAUUGAAACGGGAAGCAGCAUUUGCAAGUAGAGCUAGACAAAAAGCUUUUGCUAACAAUGGACAUGAAUAAUUGCAGUAAGCAUUAAAUUUCAUUCAGUCUGCAAAGACCUGUUUGAUAUGGUGAGUUAAAAGGUACUGAUGGGUAAAUAAAUGAUUGGAAUAAAUAAUUUCUAAUUUAAUUGCAAACAAUUUUGAUUAUCAUAUUUUAAAACUAUUUUUGUCCACUGAUAGUAUGUGUGCGCUGAUUUCAUCUGAUAUCCUACACUAUCGAUACCUGUGUAGAUAACAAAGAUAAUGGCAAAAAUAAUUGAGAUGGAUGGGGGUAAUGGUAAAAAUAAUAUGUAGUGAAGGUAAAUCUAAAAAGUGAAAGGAAUCUACGAUCAAUCGUAACAGAUUAAGAUCUAUAAUAUCUCAGCUGAUUUUAUGCUCUGGUAUGGUAUGGAGAAGAAGAAAGAGUGUAUAAAGAGAAAGAGGCCGAAAAGUGGAAAAAUCUAAGCAAAAUAACGUAAAAAAAUAUGUAAAAACGAUAAACUUAUAAGUAAAGAUUUACUUGAAUAGUAUUCGUACUCUUCAUGUAUAAUUAAAUCAGUGCUAUGGUGAGUGCAAUAUUUACUAACAUACAUAACAAGGUGGGCAUACGAAUAGCGAGUGUCAGCUCGCCAGACUUUGUGAAGGUAAUGUAAUCAUUUUAUUUAGCCACUUGAACUAAACCCUUUGAAUACCAUGAUGCUUGGAAUGUGAAUAUGGAUUUAUCACAGCUUCAAAAUACUCUCGAGGCUGCGGGGACUUCAGUUUAAAAUACGACAGGUCGUUCCUUUCUAAAUUGGUGUAGCUGUAUGUUUAUCGAAUUCUAAUUCUAAUGUGCCAGUUUAUGGUGUUUGAAGGGUGAACAAGGUGGAGGAUGUAUAAUAUUUAUUCCAUAUUUAAGAUUAUUAUGUAGAUAUAGUUCAUAGUUUACCUCAUAUCUUAAAUGACAGAAAUCACUGUGUAAUACAAUAAUAAUUUCUGCGUUAACUUUAUAAUAUAUAUAUAUAUAUAUAUCACAUCAUGAUUACAUUUUCUCUUGCUGGUGCAUCUUUUAUUUUCAUAUACCUGAGUUAUAUUAACAAUGAAUCACACUGAAAUUUAGCCAUAUGAUAUAAUUGAUUAUCUUGAUCUUUGCCAUGAGCACAGUAUGCCGAAAUCAGUAAAUGAAGCUGGUAGCAGUAUAAUCAUGGCGCACUAAUUCGUUCUUGUAGCACUUUGUGUACUUGAAUCAAGAUUGUCGUGAUUGCCUGCUCAGUUUUUCUUUGAAAAUUUUACGAACAAUAUAAAAUCUUGGAAGUGAGAAAGCUCUGAUUCAAAGGUUGAACAUCAACUCUCAUCCAAUAAUUUCCAGAUUGUCCGUCCAGUAAACUCUUCAACUCAAUAUCUAUUUGGUUCUGUCUGCAUUGUACAGCAGGUAUUUCACAUGGAAACUAUCGCUGAACAAGAAAUUAUGUGAGGGUAGUUUGGUAUGUUACUUUAGUAAGCGGCGGCACAGCCAAACUGCCCGUCAUUGAGUUAAUAAGAAUAAGCUUGCCAAAAUUAUUCUCUGUAUCUAAAUGUUAGAAAAUCAACUUUUGUAUUUCUGUGUUAGAACGUGAGGCUAAAGUUGAGGAAAAUAUGUAAUCAUGUUAAGUUUUGACACUAAUAAGAUGUGUUUAAGGGAUUGAUUUCGAUAUUGUUGUCUGUAUGGAAUUAUCCAAGUUCACGUAUCUCAAACGCAAAGAUGGGCAUAACAGCCCCAUUCUACAUGCAAUUUUGAACAAAACCACUCAAAUACAUUUUCAUUUAACUCAAAAACAAAGAAAUGACAUGAUUUAUACGAAUUCCAUGUAGAUAGCAUGGGGUUGUUGCCCUUUUCACAUGGACUUGGAUAAUUUGAGAUAUAUAUCACAGCCUCGAAUUUGAUCCAGUGAACCCUGUUGAGCUGUGAAGAAUGGUUUCUUUGUAUUCAUUUUGGAAAUCUGUUUUGCCUAUAAUUAUUUGUAUAGGCCAUGUACGUCAUUUGAGAUGUGAAGUAAUUUUGCUUAGCUGUGUAAAGUUACAAUGUAAUUCUUAUUGGUAUUAUUAUAAAUAAAUUGAUAAAUUUAUAUUGUCAAGAUUA
Molecule: messenger RNA, 4462 nt
Organism: Neodiprion virginianus
Lineage: Eukaryota; Metazoa; Arthropoda; Insecta; Hymenoptera; Diprionidae
Product: zinc finger protein 572-like
Exons: 4
Coding region: 305-1396 (363 amino acids)
Biological process (GO): regulation of transcription by RNA polymerase II; central nervous system development
Cellular component (GO): nucleus
Molecular function (GO): DNA-binding transcription factor activity, RNA polymerase II-specific; RNA polymerase II cis-regulatory region sequence-specific DNA binding
Source: RefSeq, a predicted model, not a curated record